Molecule: messenger RNA, 288 nt
Organism: Penicillium waksmanii
Lineage: Eukaryota; Fungi; Ascomycota; Eurotiomycetes; Eurotiales; Aspergillaceae
Exons: 2
Coding region: 1-288 (95 amino acids)
Source: RefSeq, a predicted model, not a curated record
AUGAGAAGGUCUUUUCGCUCAUCCUCCGAGCAAUUUGACGCGCCGCGCAUUGCCAACACUUUGCGCUUCCUCGAACGGGCUACGGCCGCCGCCAACAUGGAACACAAAAUUGUGAAAAACAUCCUGAUCACUCGAUAUUGGGAAACUACCCCGAUUGGCAAGGACUCUCGCAUGCUGCGGAGCUUGGGACUCUUCAAGGGGGAGGUGGUCCUCCGCCAAAGUGCUUAUGAGCAUUUCAAUUUGACCCUCGAACGAUUGAAUGAGAGCCUGGGAACUUGUCUAAGAUGA